Molecule: messenger RNA, 1410 nt
Organism: Aegilops tauschii subsp. strangulata
Lineage: Eukaryota; Viridiplantae; Streptophyta; Magnoliopsida; Poales; Poaceae
Source: RefSeq, a predicted model, not a curated record
AUGCACGGGACGUGGUGGCCGGACCUCCCGCCGGAACUGCUCCGAGAGGUCUCCUCCCGUCUGCACGUCGGCGCCGACUUCAUCCGUUUCCACGCCGUGUGUAAGCCAUGGCGCGACUCACACGGACCAUCGACGACGACGGGCACCUGUCAGCUCCUGCCGUGGCUCCUGGCACCCAGCAAGAAGAGCGGGGACUCCCUCAACUUCAGAUGCGUCUUCUCCAACACAAGCUACGUCACGCCGCCGGCCAUAUCUGAUGGCAGUGGCACCGGGAUGAACUGGGUGGCCAGCGCCGACGGCACCGCCGUCCGCUACUUCAUAGCCUUCGACCCCCACGGCCUAACCCUCCACGACCCUCUCGCCGGAGGGCCCCCCACCCACCUGCCAGACGAGAACGUCCACCGCCGGUUGGAGGAGAAUCCCACAGGCAUCAUCCACAGCGACGGCGCCGUCCUUCUGUUCAGCAAACACGACAGCUUCGACACAUCUACCGCCGAGUUCAGGGCGGCGCUCCUGCGUCCCGGUGACACCGAGUGGACGUUUAUCCACAGGACCCUCGAAUCCCCCUCCGACGGAGAGUUCUGUGUCGCCUAUCACAACGGCAAGAUCCAUGUGACCGUUGAGGACAGCCUCUGGCACGUCGUGAGUGUGACAGGGGAGUCCACAGCCGCAACCAACAACGACGACCUACAGGUUCCUAGGCCACGAUCGAUGCCACGCCAGUGCGACGGCUACUUGUACGAGCGCAGCUAUGUGCUCGAGUCCCGCGGGGAGCUGCUGUGGGUGUCGGUGCACAUUUUGAUGCAUUACCCCGAUAAAGGUAAGAAUGGCGUCAAUGACCUCGUCGACGCACUCUCGAUGUCCAUGCACACGCUUGAGGAGGUCACCAAGGAGACAGAAAAGUUGUUGUGGACCAGGAAGGAUGGCCGGAGCCUGGAGGACCGCGUGUUGUUCCUGGGGUGGCCCAAUAGUUUCGCCCUGGACGCGUCCCGUCUGGGCAUGAGCGGUGGGUUCGCCUACUUCUUGUACUACGACGACCAGGGCGGCUGCCGGUUGCACGAGCGACAUGGCGUGUUCAGGCACAACCUCAUCGACAACACGACAGAGUUUGUCGAGUGGCUGCCCCAAGGAUGGGACAAGGAGAUGUGCGUGUGGCUCCUCCCCCAGCUCACAAUUGCUCCAGUCAACCAGGGUCCAGCUACUACUUCAAGAAGCAAUAACACUUGUGCUGGGGUGUUGAUGCCCAACCUACUUCAAGAAGAAGACCGAGACUUCACAGGGCACUCGUACGCUGAUAUAAUGUUGUCUGUAACGAGCCGUCCUGGAACAAAGGCCGACUGCUCCUCGGAGAUGAUCUCCGGCAAAAUUACUUUUAGGCGGUUCGCAAGCACCUUCGAAGCAAUCUUGUAG